Dinoponera quadriceps is the source of this 2495-nucleotide messenger RNA. Its product is annotated as ESF1 homolog. Gene Ontology annotation, biological process: rRNA processing. The record is from RefSeq and is a predicted model, not a curated record. Gene Ontology annotation, cellular component: nucleus. Bases 174 to 2438 code for a protein of 754 amino acids. Gene Ontology annotation, molecular function: RNA binding. The transcript is spliced from 7 exons. Lineage: Eukaryota; Metazoa; Arthropoda; Insecta; Hymenoptera; Formicidae.
AACUUUCAACAGUUGCAAAUUAAACAUUCUGCUGAACGUAAUCAUUCUUAACCAAGCAGUAUUGCGCAGCACGGAAUGGGAAAGCACGUGUAUACUACAGUGUAGUACGAAAUCUAUUGUAACCAUACAUUAAUAUUUUUUUGUACGUGCAAUUUUAGAAUUAACUAACAAUAAUGGCUGAAUUUCUGAAAGAUGCGCGUUUUGCGCAUAUCGUGAAAGAUCCAAAAUUUCGCCAUAUUCCUAAAGCCGAGAGAAAAGUGAAAAUUGAUAAACGAUUCCAAGGCAUGUUCAAAGAUAAGAAGUUUACCGUGAAAUAUACUACUGAUAAGCGCGGUAGACCAGUCAAUCAGGAUACUUCAGAAAAUCUUAGAAAGUAUUACGACCUCUCUAGUAGUGAAGAAACAGAAGAUGCUUCUGUAUUAUCUGCGACUCAGGAAACCAAGAAUAAAGGACAAGUAAAAAAUAUACAUAAUCAAGUAAAGAAUAAGGAGAACAAAACAACAAAAGGAACUAGUUCAAACUCUACUGAAAUACAUUCAAACAGAAAAAAUAAAAAAAUAGAUUUGUUACACACAAAACCGAAAAAGAAAUCUGAUCAGUACUUUGAUGAUGAAUCAGAUGAAUCUUCAUACAAUACUGAGGAUGAGAGUGUGCAGGAAGAAUCUUUUCAAGUAGAUAUAGAUGAAAAUAAAAAACAGCUGCAUAAAAGAGACAAACACGAAAAUAGGGAACUGACAAGCCAAAUCAAGAAAAGAUUAAAAGAUCUUAGCGUAAAUUAUGCUAGGGGUGAAGGUAUCCUGAUGACCGGUAGUUCUUCAGAAGAAGAAUCUUCUGAUGAUAGUGAUAAUGAUCAAGAGAUUAAGCAUGAUUGGGGUGAAUUAGACAAAGAUGCUGAAACAACAGAUGAGAUAACAUGUAGAUUAGCCAUUUGUAAUAUGAACUGGGAUAUGAUACGUGCUGUUGACUUAAUGAUUUUGUUAAAUUCUUUCUUAUCCAGCGGUGGUCUUCUGUGUUCAGUCACGAUAUAUCCAUCGGAAUAUGGUCAACAGCAAAUGAAGGAAGAAGAAAUAAAUGGACCAGCGGGACUGAAAAGUAAUAACAUUGACAGUGACGACGAAAAUGAGGAUAAUGAAGAAGGUAGAAAAUAUCACAUGGAAAAACUGAGACAGUAUCAAUUGAAUCGAUUAAAAUAUUAUUAUGCUGUUGCUGAAUUUGAUUCCGCCGAAACAGCAAAUAAAAUCUAUACGGAAUGUGACGGCAUCGAGUAUGAAUCAACUGCAACUAGACUAGAUCUCAGGUUCAUACCAGACAAUAUGACAUUUGACCAGGAGCCUAAAGAUUCGUGUAAUAAGAUUCCUGAUUUUACCAAGUAUCAACCGAGACAGUUCACGACAACAGCUUUGCAACAAGUUAAAAUUGAUUUAACAUGGGACGAUGUUGAUCCGGACAGACAAGAGUUUAUGAAUAAGGUAUUUUCAGAAAAACCAGAGGACAUCGACGAUAAUGAGUUACAUAAAUAUUUGGCGAGUGGUAGCGAAGACGACUCAGCUACAGAGAAUAAAAAAGAUCCAGAUAUCGAGGCCAACGGUAAUUUGGACUCGAAGGUGAAAAACGAUCCAAUUGAAAAAUAUAAAGCUCUGUUGAAGUCCAUUGAAGAACAAGAGGAGGCCGAAAAGAAGGAUGUCGAAUUGGAAGUCACUUGGAAUGUAGACACGAUAGAAAAGGAUAAAAUAUUAGAUAAAGAAAAGACGAAAAUCAAUGAAGAGCUCACGCCUUUCCAGAAAUAUGUAGAGAAACGCAAAACAAAGAUAAAAGCCAAAAGAGAAGAAAAAAAGCAGAAGAAAAAAAGCCAAUUGAACGGUUCAGAAGAUUCUUUGCAGUCCGAUAUAAAUGUGAACGAUAAACACUUCUGUGGGGAAUUGAAAAAUGGUAAAUCAUUGUCUCGUAAGAAGGAGAAGGGAGACGAUGAGGAUAAUGAUGGAUUGAGCAAUCAAGAAGCGGAUAAACGUAAAGCAGAGUUAGAGUUACUGUUAAUGGAUCAAGAUGAGAGUGGUGGUAAGAAACAUUUCAACAUGAAGGAAAUUGAAGAAAACACCGCUCUUUCCAAAUCUAAGCGAAAACGUCUCAGCAAGAAGAAAAAUAUGCAAGAAAAAGUUAAGGAGGACGAUUUCGAAGUCGACGUUACUGAUCCUAGAUUCACCGCUUUAUUCACAUCGCAUCACUUCAAUAUCGAUCCCACCAAUCCGCAUUAUAGGAAGACAAAGGGUACCGAGGUUUUGGUUAAUGAAAAGCUCAAGAGAAGAGCCGAUGACGUAGCACGCGUAGAAGACGUUAAGCGAUCUAAGAAGCCAAAAUCAAAUGAGAGACUAUCGACGGAAUUGCAAGCAUUAGUUAAAUCUGUCAAGAGAAAAACACAUGUUACAUGGCCGAUAAAAUAAUAAUGCAGUCGUUUAGUUCUGUAUUUAUCUUUUUAAUACGAAGAAUUUAAGAACUGA